This is a messenger RNA of Xyrichtys novacula (pearly razorfish), 20098 nucleotides long. NCBI's taxonomy places the organism in Eukaryota, Metazoa, Chordata, Actinopteri, Labriformes, Labridae. The record is from the annotation of a GenBank genome assembly.
ACGCAUGCGUAUCGAAGCCUCUGCUCCUCGCCAGCGGAAAGUGAGUGCAGGAAAACAAAGGCAGUGAGCCGCGGCUGGGAAAUAUAAUCUUUCAUCCUCACUGGAGCAAAAAGACUUCUGACAAUCAAUGCUUUUACGCUCAGAGAAGUGAAACCGGAGAAGUCUCCUCGUUGUUUCUGCUCAUUGUGCGCGAUUGAAGCUCCACGUUUCGCCGACAGUAAGUGUCUACAUCUGCUUUUGAGAAUCCACAGGUUCCUCCUCAUCGCCUGAUUUCUCAUCCUCAUAUUUUUCUGGAUUGUUCUGAAGCUGAGAAGUGAAAUCUGUCGUUCCAAUCGAGUUUCUCCCACGGGCUUGUCUGUGCCACCGACUGAGGGGGAUGAUGAAGUUAGUUCUGAGUAAAUAGACGAGACAUUGUGAGUUAUCUGCUUCCAGUACAUUCUUGGACCUCCCUUUUCCAGCUACUUUUUGGAACCUUCACAAACCUGAAAUCUGGACUUUCUUUGGGCUGAUUAGUUUGGUGUGGAUUUCAAGUCGUGAGGAGGAGUUAACCUGCGCGCGCAUCUUCCGUGGAGAGGCGCUGUCCGUGGUCCUGAAGUCAUUUAUUUACAACUUCUGCCAACUCCAGGGUUUCUCCAAACUGCAGCUUUAGAGAGACUUUUGGCACCAGUAGCUCCAGAAAGAGCUUAAUAUGGUAACUCAGACCAGAGUUCAUCUGCACACAUUGGUAUUUUUGAUAUUUGGUAAGUAUAAGUGUAUAGGAUAUGAUUGUUUGCUUGUGGAUUGGAUACGAAGUUUGGUAACACUUUACAAUAACCAUAACUCAUAAAUGGUAAAUAGACCAUUUAUAAAUGGUAAGCAGAUGGUUUAUUAAUGUUUAAUCAUUUAUAAAUCGCAUAUAAACCAUUAAUCAAUUGUAAAUUUUACAAUUUUAAAAACCUAACCCUAACUUUACAAUAACAUCUAAGUAAUGUUUAUAAGUGGUUUAUAAACCACUUAUCAAUCAUUUACAAAGAAUUACAAACAUGAGUUGCAACUUACCAUCUAAGUAAUAUUUAUAGAUGGUUUAAUAACCCAAUAUUCACCAUUUACAAAGUGCUACUGACACACAUUUUGAUCUAGAUGUUUUACAACCAAUAUUUAAACCCUAUAUCAGUGUUGUUUUCCAUGACGAAGAUGUGACGUUGACGAGCUAAACAUAAGUUUUAAAUGACUAAAAUGUGACAAGGCGAAUGUGCGUUUACGUUGACGUAAAGAGUUGCAAAAUUCAUGAGCAUUUCGUCAGUCAAACGCUUAACAUAUACUCUGCAGUGUUGUUUUCGUUGACGAUGACGAUAAAAUAUUUUCGUCAACAUCAUUGUCAACGAAAACAACACUGCCCUAUAUAAACCUUUAAUAAAUAGUCUAUUAAUAAUUAAUGCAAAUUAUUAAUCAUAAGUUCAUUGCUUUUUAAUGGUAAAGUAACUUACAUUAAUAAACUAUCUAUUUGCCAUUUAUAAUUGGUUUAUAUGCUGUUUUUAAAUAAUGAUUCAACAUUAAUAAACUAUCUAUUUACCAUUUAAUAAUUAUGGUUAUUGUAAAGUGUUACCCAUUGUUUUUUGUUUUUUUUAGAGGGACAGUUUGAUAAGUUAGGACCUUGUUAAUAGAUUUUGACCCCUCCAGAUGGCUGUGAACCCACUUACAUCUGCAUAGUCAACCCCACAGCCCAGCGUCAGCUCUAAAGACAAUUUAAUCUAUGCCUAACAGAUGACUCAAGAGCUAAGCCCUAUUUUCUGUUUCCCUCCCUUCUCCUCUGCUCUACUUCCAAGAGUUUCCAUGUGUUAGUAUGAGACCUAAAAAAACACAAGAUGGAAUCGAUGCUGUCACUGUCUGCCCAGAGGGCCUUUAGGUUAUAUAAGAGCUCUGGAUCCGGCACAGAAACAGUCUCACAAAGACAUCCAUGUGGCGAGUCCACUGAGAGUGAUGGCUCAAUACAUUCUAAAGCGAACCUGCGCGGUCAUAACCCCCUCAUGUUACCAGCUGUUUCCUGCCUUCCUCUCAUUAGUCUACAUCGUUUUUAUGCAUUUAUCCGUCUUUCUUGUAGCUGUCCUCCUACAGUUUCCUCACUCCCACCCCUCAUUUAUUCCUCCCCCCUGCCAGCUAAUACUAAUGGAUAGAGGCCAUCAUUAGUGCUUCCUGGUGUGGAUGAUCAUGGAUUUGCCUUCAGUAUUGUGACUUCAGUCUCUCUAAUGCUCACAGAGCUGAAUAAUUGAAUUUAUGUCUUUUCUAAACACCUACUGAGUCUUGGAUCUAGUUUAAUAAAGGAUUCAAUGGAAGCACAAAGUGACAGAGCUGAUGACCUCAAUAAGGCCACGAGUUCAGAGCUAUAGAAAAUAACAGGACCCUCGCAGUUGAGUGUAUGUGACGUUAUUCUUACAGUCUCUAAAUAUAGACCAUCACUUUGUGCUAACGUGUUCAACUUUUCUCUGCUCAGCAUUUCAAUAUGGUUGCUGUACCACUACACCAAAAAAAAACAACAAACUGAUCUGAGCAGGAUUUUAAACAAACCUAGAUAUUUCCACUAAGUUUUUUUUUAUCAGGAUGGCUACUGAGCUGAGUCAUUCUAACAUUUCUUUACACUUUCAGUCAACCUCAGCCAGCCGGUAUGCGUGGAUGUCCCAUCAGGCACAGAAGCAGUCCUGGGGAAGUCCAUGAAGUUGACCUGCAUCUCCUGUUUAAAGCGAGAGGAGAUCAAAGCAAGGACAACUGUGGAUUGGUACUACAUACCAAACAAAGGGGAAUACGAGGAUUUUAGUAAAACUCAUGUAAUUCACAGUUGAAUUUUUGUGAAUCAUUCAACAUUUUGUCAUGCACAUUCAAAGCGAACAGUUAAAUUCAUGUCCGUUUGCCUCUUUUUCUUGUCUAGAUUUACAGGUUUAAGGGUGACGCUCCACAAGAGCCUGAUGGACCAUAUAAGGGCCGUCUAUCCUGGAACGGGAGCCAGGACCUGCAAGAUGUCUCCAUUGUCAUCAACAAUGUUACAUACAAUGAUAGCGGUGUCUACGAAUGCCAUGUGCUCCGGGAGUUUGACUUCGACUUCUUCAAUCCUUCUGUCUUUGAGAAAAAGAGGAUCGAGCUUAAGGUGAUAGAACGAGGUACGGCUGAUCAUUUUUCACUUUCUUACAUCUUAUUCUGCCAAAUUACUGGUCCCUGACAUGUCACUACGGCUCAAGAUUCAGUCCAGCAGAGAUUUUGUGCAUGGAUGAGAUAGCAGAAUUGAGCUAGAACUGAAGUGUUUUCCACCGAGUGCUUUCAGACAGAAGUAUGCCUCUGUGCUGCGACCAAAAAUAGACAUCAGUCAGAGGAGAUCUACAACUCAAAUCUGACCCUUUGGCUGUCUGUUAACCUUUAUUUAUAUUUAUUUUAUUUGUAUUUUUUAAACAGGAAAAAGGCUGGAAAUGUUCUGACAGCCUAAAAGCAAGUUUGUAUAUAGUCAUAGAAAUAUCAACCCUUUCAAGUGUUCAUACAGGGUCUGAACAGGAGUAGAUCUGAUGCAAAGUAACUCAAGUAUCCCUCCAGUAUUAGUCCAUAAAUAAAUGAUUUCACUGCAUGCAUUAAAGUAGCUAUGGUAGUGAUUUAUGUUUACAAAUCUGCUCAGAAUGAAGGCCAAUUAAAUGAAAAGCAUUUGCCUUGCAGAUCUGGAGCAGCAUAACUGAUCAUUUCAUACCAGCAGUGCUACAUUUUUACAGCAUGUGGCCUAGAUGUUUGGCUCAAUUUGAGAAACUGCAAUAAAGUUGCAUACAGCACAUGCUAGAGGAUUUUUCAUCAGUGCUGUUUUGAAUUAUUUGUCCUAAGUGCCCUCAUUGUGCAGUACAUGCUCUUCCUGCCUUUCCUUGUUUCAUGAAGUGUUUAUACGAGUACUUUAAGUGGCUUUUUAAUUUUCAUAUUUGUUUCCAACUAAGUGAUGCAUGAGGGUGAGAGCCGUCUGCCACUAACAGCACCACUCCCCCUCUUUCCUCUUUGUUGUGACUGUACUAAAGAGGAAUAACUGUCUGUUUGUUUUGUCGUUCUUUAUUUUCCAUUGAAGCUAUCUGCUGUUGUCAGUGAAGGGGUUAAUUCAAUCCAACUUCUUUUCUGUCUAUUAUAAGGGGUAAUGUAUAUUGCUUCCCGAAUGCUUGGCUUGCUGAACGUGUCAUUUCUCAUCUGGAUUGAAUGUACAAAAUGUAUAUUUAUAAUUACCUCUACCCAUUUUUCAACUUCACAUGAUUUAUAUUUCCUUGCACGUGGUAUAUAGUUCACUAUCAGAGGCAUAUAAGAUAGGCAGAUGUUCAGUGAAGGGUUUGGUUCACAUCGAGAAAAAACAAGACUGCAAAUUGAAUAUGAUUGUCCUCCGAAGUGGAACUUUUUGAAAUAUACUAUACUCAUCUUUUAGACAUAAAAACCCAUGUUUCAUGCAUGUAGUAUCAAAUUUCAUAAAGCCUUCAGCCCGAGCACUGUACAUCAUAGCUCAGAGAUUAUGUUACAGUGAUGCUGUCCAUACUAGUAGAAUGGAUUAGUUUAUGGCAAACAUAUCUGUGCUUUCCCAUCUGAGGGAUUAUUUUACACUAAUAGCCUCUAUUUGCAGAGGCUGAAGAAUCAUGCUGGUGAAAGCUGUCAACUGUCCGCUCAGCAGGCUUUCUGGAAUCUGGUACAUGCUCACUGUCACAGUGGUUCACAGUGCCUCACAAUAUCCUGGAAUGCUCAACACAAAAGGGAUGGUACAAAUUGAUAUCAUUAUUAUUUAUUUUUUUUGUACAAAACUGGCCCUAAUAUUGUCAUUUUAAUGCUUUCUGCUUGCAAAUGAUGAAGGAAAUACACAGCCCUCUUUACCUCCGCCAAGGAGGUUUUGUUUUCGGUAGCGUUGGUUUGUGACUUUGUUUGUUAGCAACUUUACGGAAAAAAUUAACAGACAUAUUGACCUGAAAUUUUCACCAGAGGUGCGUCUCAGCCCCAGGAGGAUCCCAUUACAUUUUGGUGGUGAUCCGGACAAAAUUCUGGAUACUGUGAUCCAGAACACACAAAAAUAAGGGUGUCGUUGGAAUUUUCAAUGCUGAAAGAUAACGAAUGGGCGGCACAGUGGCGUAGAUAGGCGGUACAGUGGUGUAGUGGUUAGCACUGUCACCUCACAACCAGAAGAUCCUGGGUUCAAAUCCCAGUCAAGGGAUUUCUUGUUUUAGGAACAUUAUGAACAGUGAACAUACCAGUUUAAACACAAAUAAAUGUUAAUAAAAGACACAUAACAGUAAAAGUUUUGGUGUGAAUCACAAUAUAAGGGGGGACAUGAGCUGCUUGGUGGAGGUCUGCGCUCUCCGAGUGCUUUUCUAGUUUAAAUUGUCACCCACAUUUAACUAUCUCAGUGUUCCCAGGAUGUGAAGUUCUUUGAUAUACUCAAAGCUCAAAUAUGACCCAAAAUAUCAGGCUUUAAAACAAGCCACAGGGUUCCUACGCAAGUAUGGAUAUAAAUUUGAUCAAUUUCCAGGUCUUAACAAAGUAUGGAAAAUGAAAAAUAAAGUAUGGAAAAAUAUUUGUUUUCAGACUAUUACCACAGUUCUAAGAUACUGUUUUUUAAAAUGGAAAAGUAGGUAUUUCCAAAAUAUUUCUAUAGAGUAGGGUAUGGAUAAGUAUGGAAAUUCCAACUGUGUAGGAACCCUGAAGCCAGAGAAAUGUGUUGUGCACUGAGAACCACUGUAACUCUACAUAUCUAUCAUAUUAAAUAAUUAGGUGUUCAGUGGAGAUUUGAGCCACUAAAGGCACAGGAGACCAUGAUUUGAACAAACCCCCUAAUUUGUUUGUAACAUGGUAGACAAUUAAUAAAGUCAAAGAUUGCUUAUUGACAAACAGAGCAACAUUAAAUGUCCCAUGUGUUUUUGAUACAUACACUGCAUUGUAUGAAAAACACUUGAUACUUGAUGUAAAUUAACCAAUUAUAAAAAGAUCUCCACAGAGCACCUUUACUCUCUGGGCUCUGUGUUAAAAUGUUGGUAAUAACGUACUGUAUGAUGCAUAGCUAGUGCAUGAUAUCAAAGUUUGUGUUCCAACAGGAUGUGAACCAGAAAACAUGACUUUCUUUGCUUUAAGUUCAGCUUCAUGGUAACUACUGGAGGAAACUCUGGAAAUACACCAUAAAAAAUUUGGAUUCAUCUUUUACAUCUGAUGGUUGAUUGCAGGUCAACAGUGUUGCACGUGAAUUAAGCUAAGCAUACUCUCUUGAAUUUGUGAACUUAUAAAUCCCCUCUGCUUUUUUCUUCAACACAAAAAAAGCAGACAGUCAGAGGUAGGACAAAUAUUGAAUAAUGCAUGUUUUCUUCCUGUUAUUUUCACUCCACAGCAACCAGAGACUCCACAGCGCUGUACUCAGAGAUCAUGAUGUAUGUGCUGCUAGUGUUCUUGACCUUCUGGUUGCUGGUGGAAAUGGUCUACUGCUACCGGAAGAUCUCCAAGUCUGAUGAGCAGGCACAGGACACAGUGUGAGUCUCACACAAACAAACUUCCAGAUACACGACAAGGAUAAGUGUAAAUAAGGGUACCGAUGAAAAUAAUGAGCUUUCUUUACACAGCGAGUUUUUCUCUGUCCUAUGACUCAGCAAUCAACGAGAGUGUGUGCGUCAAAAAAAGUAAAAAUGUAUUUUUGUGUGAAAUGUCAGACCCACAUCAGACAAGGUAAUUUAGGAGGAAUGAAGAGACAGAAAGCUGCACAAAGAGGCAGGGAUAGAGUCAGACAGGCAGACAGAAAGAGACGGACAGAGGAGUAAUUGAGUCUAAACUGCUUCAAACUGUAACCCUCUUGCAACACUGAUCUGUCCUUUCACACUUAGACGGCCUGACACCUGAAUAAUUACACGCCCUGCUGAUGACUGCUCUUUUUUUCCCCUCGACAACCUUUUUAUAUCUGGGCUGGAUCUACAGCUCCAUCAGAAAUCUCCUUUUUAUGCAUGACAUUGUCAGCUUCGACAAAGCCCUGAAUGACCCUGUACAGUCAGCUCCCUCAGGAUUGUGGUCGUUGAUGGGGGCAGUCCAGGUUGACAACUUUUGAGCAGGCAAUUUAUGACCUGGACCAAACAAUCACGGAUACUCAAAGCUCAUGCUGAAAUGGUUAUUACGGUGCUGAGGCUUAAUCCUGAUGCCUAAUCUCAUUGUUGUAGAGACAAAAAAACAAGAAAUACAAUGAGUCCUCUUCAAAUAAAGGCAAAAAGCCAAAUAAUACAUUAAACUAAACUAAAUCCAAGUUCUAUUUUCCGCUUAGAAUAAGACAUUUACUUCAACCUCUGAGGUGAAUGUGGUCUAAUACAACCUUUCUUACUGGAAAGAGACAAAUACAUUUGCUCAGCCUUGAAUUCAUGUAAAGUUAUUACUCUUGGGUGCAGCUCUAAUGAGCAGCUGAACAGUAUUCAAAACUGCAUGUGUUGCAGUAUUUACUUUGCAGAGUGUGUUUAAAGGUCAUGCAAUUUGUAAAUGCCCAAUCAUGUGUUCAAUAACCACACUUAUUUGGUUAACACGUUAUAAGCUGUGCAUAUGAAUCAGGUUAAAUCUAAAGUAAUGACCCCAUAAACUCCCAUAUACAGUAAAUAAUGAUUGUAGUAGUUAGUGGUGCAUUGGAGGUGGAAGGAAGCAGCUGAAUAACUCUUUCAUAGGAAGAAAUUAUCAACCAUUUCACCCGAGGUAUAAAGAUAAGUUUUAUUGAUCUAUGCACGGAUCUGGAGUGCACAUUAAGUUAAGCAUCAAAUGAUCGAAUGUGUAUACCUCUGUAAACUUCACCGCUUCCUGCUGCUUAAAGAGUUAAUGGGUUGUAGCCACAGCUAUUAUUGACCUACAGUAUAUGAAAACACAUCAGUGCACACUCUCAGAGAGGCUGUCACAAAGCUUCUACGGGACUUUGUGACGCAUUAGUAGCUCUGACAGAUUACAGUACAGUGAUACUAGAUGAGGUUUAGUUUCAUAUGUGCUGACACUGCUACUAAACUCUUCUUUUCAUAAUGAAUUUGGAGCUCAUUUGUCUCUAAUGUAUAUUUGAUCAGGGUUUUGCUGUAUUUAACAAUUAAAGUUCGCUAUGCCAGUCUGGUCUUCCGAGUUUGCAGCUUGUAUAUUAUCUGCAUCGUAAUUCAAGAGAAAAUAUUCAUGCACCAAGCCUAACAGCUCCCAAAUACAGGAGAUUUAGUUCCACUGUGGUGUUGAAUGUUGGGUAAAAGGCACUCAGACACUCCUCUGCUUUCUACCAAUCUACAGGACAAACUACCUAGCCAUUCCCUCUGAGCUGAAAGCAAAUCCAGUCGCUCCUGUUACCCAAUGAAAGUGGUUGUCAGUUACACGGUAUUUUACAUGUGCCUCUCUCAGUCUGACACAGAUCUGUGAAAUCAUCCCACUCAUCGUUGGCUCUUCGUGUGUGUGUGUUUUUGUCAUGUCUGAACACUUAUGUAGUGGAGUCAUGAUGCUUAGAGUUCAUACCCGUAUAAGAAGCUGUUUUCAUUCCUGCUGUUAUUCGGGAUGCUCCUCUGCUCUUCCUCGUUCUUCAUCCAGUUUCAACCACUCUCAUUUUCAAUUAUUGUUAAUCAGGGAUACAAGGAGGAAUUAGAUGUGAAGACUUGGCAUUAAAUGCGGUUUUACAGCUCCUGUGAGGAAAUUGCAGUUUGUAUUGAUUUUGGUGCCCCCUGUGAACAAAGCAGUACGUCCUAUCUAUUUGCUGUCCACUACAUGUGUAGUCUUCUCUGACAGAAAAUCCUCUCCUACUCUCUUUAAGUCGCAAACACGUCACUCACCGUCAAUCUUUGCCCUCUGCAGUGUUUGUCUGACAUGGUGGAAUUUAUAGAAGUAAGAGAAGUUACUGUGUUAAAAAACCAGUCAACUUUCUGAUAAUCUCUUUUGUUCCUCACAUGACGGCAUCAGUAUAAAUUUAGUCUAUUUCAUGACCAGUUUAAAGUUCCUCACAGGAGCUUUUCAUUGAUUCCUGAUUCAGGAAAAGCUUGAUGUGUCUCAUCUGUUUUAAUUCGAGGAGUGUAACUUUUCAGCUGUUCAACAUCAGCAUGACAGACUCGAUUACGUACAUCCUAACCCUUAACAAAGAAAGUAAAUCAAAGCAUAUCAAGAUGUCUCGCAUUUGCAUGUAUAUGAAGAUUUCCAGAGUUUUAAUAAUCCUAAAGGACACGCUUGUUUAUUCAGUCAUGUUGAAUGUAUUUACAGCUCAAUAUUGCACCUAUAAAGCUUUGCGUAUGAGUUAUUCCUUGUUGAUGAGAGAGAUCUCUGCUCUUUUCAGGUAUUAAUCAAUCAAGAUGGAUGUUCUCUCGUCUCUUUGAAGGGAUCGUUUCUCCUGAGUGUGACACAGAAAUCCUGCCAACCGAUCUCCCCUGUGUAUCGACUGAGUCUUGUGAGGAGCCAGUCAAAAAUGUCCAAGUGCUCGAUUCUUCUCCUUCUUUCCCUCUCAUUAAUUUUCUUUUACCUUUGUGCCAGGCAUCUGCAAUCAAGUGCUUUCACAAACACAGCAGGUUAAAGGAAAACUCUGUCACUGUUUUGCACUUAUAUUCAGAUUUAUACCAGCUUUUGCUUACUAUGGACCUGCCCGUGAUUAGGGUUUCUAAAAUUUCUGAAUAGUUAGUGGUGCCUCUGUGAUUUUAUUUUACCUAAAAUCAGAAAAGAUCCCCUUAAAGACACUGCCCUGCUGCUGUUAUAUACAACCUAUACACUGACUCUGUAGUAUUGCACAGUGCAUUUUGUUUUAUUACAAUUUUAUAGACCAUGCUGACGUUUUGUGUCAAAAUUUUAUUUGUAUUCGGCGAUAUCUACCUGAUGUAUUUUUAUGGAAAACGAUUUCGGAGCUUUUCUACUGUGCGGAUGUGUAUUCCUUUCUGUUUUUUUUUCUGUGUGCAGCCCUUAAACUGCUACGUAAUGGAAAAAUCUGCUAAUAUUGAACCCUGUCACUUUACUCCAGUUGUUUGGACUCUCUUUCCUAUACUUGUAUUAAUCUCUCGACUUCGUUCAGCUCUGACUGCUGAGCUCUGGUCAAGUCUCACAGUGCAUACAGUUACUCUUAACUUUACUCUUAAGCUUUGACUGUUGCUGGUGUUCUACAGUAGCAUCGCUAUUGAGACUAAAUGUGUGCCUAAUUCUAUAGUACAACACUGUAGAAAUGUUUAUACUCUGUGAUCUAAUCAUACCACACUGUUCUUUGCCUAUUAGAUAUCUCUCCUGUGUGAGUGAGCUGCUGCUUUUGAACUAUUAAACACAUUGCAUUUCGCUGUUUGUGUAAGUGCUCCUCUGUUCCUGAGACACUGAGGAUUUUUGAGAUUAAAUUGCAGUGGGGAUGGAUCCACUUUUGACUCUCUCUAGGAUGUUGAGAGGAAAAAUAUUCCACCGACUUUUUGCAGCUUGUUAUCUACGCCUAUGGUGGUAUUAAAAGAAAAAAAAAAACAGGCAUCUCAACUUUUUCAGCUUUCAUUAACACUCCUAAAAAAAGCUUCCAUCAAAAGAUUUUCCUUUUUGUUUCAACUUAAAGAAACUGUGCAUUUAUACUUUUAACAAAGCUUUAUAAACCGCAAGAUAGAGAGCGCUUUAUUCGGUGGAGAGCUGGUCUAGAUAAGCAAGACUGAAGAGGUUGAGGAAGACAAAGAAAGCCAGCAAAAGGUGAAGGCACUCAAGGAGAGACAGGAAGGGGAAAAAAAAGACUGGUGGUUAGAGCCAGACGUAAUUUUCAUUGCUCUUUUAGCUAGCCGUGACCCACAGCGGUGACAGAUAUAGUAGCAGCUGUUGUUAUAGCAACCAGGGCAUGCCUGUAGCAAGGCAGAUUUCCUGGCAGAGAUAAAAACCUGCAAGUUGAGACUCAUUAUUUAUGUUAAGUUCUAAAAAAGUUAAUACAGGAUGGCUCAGUAUGCUAAAAAUUUUUAAGGCCAGUCACCCAGCAUGCUUUGCGACAAAAUGUUGGGCUUUCUUGUAAUAGGAGAAAUGCCUCCACAAACCUAUCACAUAUGUGGUCAUACAGUACAAUGUACCUUUAUCCUUCCAUCAAGUUCAAAUAAAUUGGUUAUUGAUUGAACGACACAUCCCAUCAACUCCCAAACAAUAGGACGUCAUGGCUUUGAGAUUCAUUGUGAAAAUGCAAUGCAGCCACCCUCCCCCUCUUUCUCUCUCGGUCUCUCUCUCUCUCCUUCUCCCUCUAUUGUUACACAGUGCCUCCCUAAGGAUACAACCCAGUAAUAUGGCCCACAUUCUGCAAAUAUAUGUUUCAAUUAAACCACAAGGCACCACCUGCCUCGAUGCUAUGGUGAGUUUUUAAGUCACAAAACACCACAUUAAGAGCAAACUGUGCUUUAAACACUCCUAAAGGGGAGGCAAUUUUCUUGGAAAUGGAAACAGGUAAUUUAUAAUGCUUGUCAACAAAAAUAAAUACACCAUCACACUGAAAAAAACAACCCUUGAAAAAAAUCCCAUUUAAUCCCCCCAGUUUAUUGGCAAGUGGCCAUAUCUGUCUAACUGUUUGUCCAAGACUGAAUAAGAGUUGCAGCUCCCUGCUCCUUGUUUAUAACAUUUGACCUCAAAUGGUUAUUAAUGCAAUCUGAGCUCAAAAUGCCUGUCUAUCUAUGCUGGGUCUUUGUCUCCCCCUAGUGUGAAGCAUAUCAUGUCAUUUGUGACAUAACAUCAAAUACAGCUUAUGAAUAUCAAAGUUUCUGCCUGUUUGUCAAGCCCUUGCUCUUUUUCUUUCUAACUAAGGACAACAUUUUUCAUUUUCAGGUGACUAAAGGUAGCAAGAACAUACCUUUACCUCAGAUAUUUAUGGUAUUGAUUUGUUGAUCCUAUCAUAUUUUGAAGGCUGGGUUGGUAGCUGUAGCCCAAGUGUUUUAAUAACGGUGUUUGCAGCCAGACACUGCAUUCACCCCCAAACACAGGUUAUUGAUCACUGUUGGUCAAUAGUCACUUUGCUGGAGCUGAGUUCUAUCUGUUAGAGCAUUUAAGAGUCAUCAUAGAUGGGGACAUAUUGAUGAAAUACAAAGUGAGCGAUUAUUAUGCUGUCUUUUCCACUUUCUAACUUGGAUAGCAUGUAACCUGUUAACCAUAAUGCCUGUUUUUUUCCACAGUGGCCCCCUCUUCUCCUACCCUCUCCUGCCGAGGGGUCCAUCCUCUGUGUGGUAACAGUCUCUAAGGGGAUUUUCAAAGCAUUGUGUCCAACCAAGCCGAAGCUAAGAGGGUGUUUCCACAGUCACACUCCUGCCUAACCAUUUCCAUUUCUUUAAGCGGCUGAAGGUGGGUGUACAAAUUUGAAAUGCAGAAAUUCAAUCACUUCCUCCAGGGGUAGUUCUAUGUGAUAUCCAAGGUCAGCACACUCAUAGUUUUUAAUCUACACACACCUCCCGCUUUAUACUUCUAGACAGGGUUGGGUUGUGACUUUGCAAAACACACAAUAAAGAGGCGACAAGCAUAUUAUUCAAAUGUGGAAUGUGUGAGUUUUUGCUUUGUAAAGGACCUCCAGGCUGAAUCAGAUGAGAGAUAUUUCUGGGUAUGAAAACAAUCUCUCUGUAUGUGGGUAUAAAAUGGAAAUCAAAGUCCGAGACCAAAGAAAGAUUUCUAGCUGGAUGACUUUCUUAUCAUCGGGAAGGUUUGGUUAUCAGCAAUCCUGUUAAUGAACAUGUAUUUUUAUAAACUCAGAAUCAAGGGUGACGGGAAAAAUAAUGAGGCCAGUUUGGAGAAGUAACAGAUCAUUAUUACACAAUGUUGUCUUGUAUUGAUUCAGGAUAAUUAUUUCUACAGAUAUGCCACAUUACACAUUCAUCAAUUCAGAAUUUGUCAUUGAAACACCAAACAGGAACAGUUGAAGGAUCAGUUCAAGUUUUGUGGAAAAAUUAGGACCAUUGACUUUAUUUUUGUGGGUCUGGUCUUUUUCUAGAGAACUGUGAGAUUGAAGUUUAAACCCAGAGGAGAAAAAAAAGUCAGACCUCAAACAGUUUUCAGAGGCUGAAAUCCUCUCCUCCUCUCCUGUAGAGAACAGGUUUAUAACUACCAGAGGCUUAGCUAGCAUUUAGUUGGUUUCUCUUGACAUGGGGACUACAAACAGAGGAUAACAGCUAGCAUGGCUCUGUUCAAAUUUACAUACGUACACAAUUACAAAAAUCAGAAACAGCAUUUUGAUAAGUGUACUUCAAAGUGCAAAUCCAAAAUAACAGAGCCAGGCUAGCUGUUUUCUCCAUGCACUGGUCUUUAUAAACUAUGCUAGUGUUAAGCUAGUUUAUACUACAGUGAGGGGGGUGAUUUUUGUUAUCCAACUGAACUUAAUAGUAAACUGGUGCUUCCAUGUAUGAUUUUAUUAACCUUAAAGACUACACAUGAAAAUCAGAACUGGAUUUAUCCCCCAAAAAUAAUGAACUUUUGCAACAAGGCUUUGCUCCAACAUACUGCCCCUGCCUUUUUCAUGUUUUCUUCACUCACAUGCCAACUCUACACAUAAAUGUCAUGUGAUUACAAUAUUUGCAUGUGAAUAAGAUGAUGCAAUGCCAAAAUAAUUGGGGAUACUAAUGCCUGCGUCUAACUUUAAUAUCACGUCUUCAUGUAUUUGACUCCUUCUUUACUUUAAAUGAUGUAUACACACCUUCUCCUGAGAAUUAUCCCGUAGUCUGUGCGUGAUUAUAUCAACCUUGCCGAUAUAGAGUUGCUAUCUUACCCCUGUGGUUUCACUCGAGUACUAAGGAAAGAGGUGGAGGUGUUUGACAAAAAGAGAGCUGCACCCGAAUAUAGAAUAAGACGAGGUGUCUUGAGUGUAUUAUUCAUUGACUGUAAUGCAAUCCAUCAAAGAUCACUCUUACAAAAGUGGCCUGCUGGGUGUCACCUGCAUGUAAUGAGCAGAUGCUGCAUGUCCCUCCAUACAGAUAUUGUAGAGCAAUAUUCUAUAAACCCUCAGUGCCUUUCCUUAUCUCAUUCUUCUCUCAGAGACAAAGCUCUUAUUUGAUUCUUGUCUAAAUCUGCGGGAAAGACGGAUGAAGCGACAAAUCCAGGAGAUUGAUGUGUCGAAAACCAGGUGUUUCUUCUUACCUACUGUACGUACAGUGGAGUACCCAGGGAUGUGAUUAUAUCUCAAAAGCUCAGAUCAAACGUUGCAGCUGAUAUGUGAUGUUGGUUUUCACUAGAAUGUGUUUUUCUACCACACCAAAGCCUCUCCUGUUGUCUUUGUUAUUAUUUAUCCCAUACUGCAGAAAAAUAUAUUUUCAGGCAGUCCAAAACUCUUCAUCAAAAUUGAAUCCAUGAAUUAAACAACAACUCUUCACUGUAUACCAUAACCUCUCAUUCCUCCCUCCCGCCCUUCCCAUCCAUCAUCCCCUUCCCCUGUUUCAUUCAUCCGCAUUUCAAACAAGAGACAUCUUUGAUUAGCAAGACAAAGGAGAAAGCCUUAAAUAAAAAGAACAUUUACAAGUCAGACUGGGGAGCGUGGCAGUGACUGGGCUCCGCUUUCCAGUCCGUGAUGAGAGGAUGGAGCUGGCCUGUAGCACAAUGACGUCGCAGCUCUAUUGUUAGUGAAAUGAACACCUGGCUGCCAGAGAAGUGCUAAAUCACUGCUGUGUGUGUUUAGACACACCUGAGGCCCACCACACCAAGUGGAACAAAGCAGAACAUUACAUUGCAGGCUGGCUGAUCUCUGAGGUAACUGUGCCUGAGAGCUUCAGGUUUUUAGAAAAAUUAAUCCAAAAUUUGGCUGGUCGGGGAAGGAAAUCUUGCUCUGGGUGUUUAUUUUUUUCCAGAAACAAAAAGAGUGACAAAGAAGCAUCACUAAACCUGAUUCAAUAGUGGGAAAAUAGGGUUAUUAGUUACCUUCACAAGAUCCUUUUUUGCAGUGUUGCCCAAAGUUUGUCCUGAUUAGGGAAAUAAAGUUUACAAAACACUGCCAGAUCUUUAACAAGCUUGCAGCUAGUUAGGUAGAGCCCAACAUUGUUUGAUAAAUGUUAUUUCCCCAUUGCUAUAGAUUCACACAAACACGCACAUCCACACCAGCACUUUACACAAGUAUGUUCACACACAUGCCUCAAUGUGCUAUCAUUAGAAAUGACAUCACGACUCACAUCCAGCGACUCCUAUCGCUAAAGAUCAGAAACCCGAUUAAUUAAACUCUUCAAUCCCCUCUCCCACUGGCAGGUUCAAUCUUUGGAGGAUAAACCUAUAGACGGGCUGUGAGAAAUAACAGCUGCUCUUCUCUGCUUCCAUCUCAUGUGAGGUUCUCCGCUCUUAUUUCAACGAUAAAUCCCAAGUCUGUGUAGAUACUCGAGUCAGAACUCCUUUACACAAAAUCCUCUGGGAUCAAUUAACUAAGAGUGCACAUGGCGUGUUUGAUGUUUUAUUGACCCUUUUAGUGUCAGUAAGUGCCAGAUUAUUCCAUGUGUGCUUUAGUAUUAUUAACAUAAUUCACAGCUUUGAAUUCGUGCUUUAAAUAAGCCCUCUAAGUCAUUGCACGAUCUGGACAUUUUGGAGUCAGAGGUCUGGGAAAGGAAAGAAAUUUCUCUUUCAGAGCUCCAGAAUCUGGUCUACUUGGUCUUCAAACAUUUACAGUCUUGUUAAAAGAGGAGUUGAUGAAACACAAUGGUAAAGAUACCCUUGGCCUAAUUGUUUUUCCAGUGACAAACAAACAUUACUGCCACUUCUAAAUUCAACCACUUGGUGUACCAGGACUUUUUUAGUGUACCAGGGCUUCCUAUCAGCUGCCUGUGCUCUCUUUAUCACAGAUGGUCUUGGCCAUUAACAAUAAAACAUGAAAUAAAUUACCUGUGCUGCACUAUAACACACUUGUGUAACAUUACAUUUACGCAAACAUGCAAAACAAGGAAGAUCUGCGAGAGCCUCCAUCAGACUCUUCUUGAAUGAUGUCUGUGCACCACGUACCAAAACUCCCGUUUAGGGUUCAUUAAACAGCUGGAUGGAAAAUUGGGAAGGAGCUGUAAAAUGUCUGUACACUCUGAGGAAAACAAGCCAGAUUCAAUACUACAGACAGAGGCGAGAGAAGAGAAGAGAAAAGACAGCAUCAUUACCAGGGUCUCCAGACAAACACACCACGUUUCCCUUAACAGCAUCUUUCUCCUGCACCUCUCAGCAGCUUAGAUCAAAUUUGCUUCCCCUAGUGAAUUUGACCUACACUGCACCAUAAAAAUCACUUAGACCGGUGAAUGUGAGCUAGGUUGAAUUGGAUCGUGUUACGUGUUGUGCAUCUGUGGAAACCGCCACAAAAAAAAAAAAACGGUUUAAUUGAAUACUAGAGGAGACCUUGACUGAAGCGUGGCUCUUCCAACAGUUGAAGACAAAUUGCCUCUCAGCUGCUUUCCACAACCAAUUAACCUACAGACACUCGCAAAUAUGAGUUUUGCACUUUUACGAGCAGCUGAGAAUGACAGAAAAGCAAAGCCUGCAUGGUUAACUUCCUGUUUUUGAUAGAUGGAACAAAAAUAGCUCCGUUCUUUCACAUAUUUGAGUAAAAAAACAUACUUUCAGAUAAAAACAAACGAUAAGAUGUAACAGCAGCGGUGACAGAAAUCCUGUGGUUUUAAGAACUUCUGGGGUCGUCUUGAUGUGGUGAAGAAGAUUAUGACUCAUUGACUGUUAUUUGCAGGUGGGUGAUGAAUAUGAAUGGACUUGAGAUGGUUAUUCUUUUAACCUUGACUCAGGGUAAAUUCACAACAGAGAGCGCACGUGUCUUGGGUUGAUUUAUUUUAAUUUCUAUCCUCGAGGUCCCCUAAUGGGGCUUUGAAUCUGUCUCUGCUCAUUGACUGUGACUGAUCUAUACAGCAAGAGAUAAAACAAGCAAAUACCAUUAACAAGGAGACUUUAACUAACUGAGGUUUUUCUCUGAGUAUUGUAUUCUUUUUUUCUAAGUGGUUUUCAUGUGUGUGAUGUAAGAGGACACCUUCAUGAGGGGACAUGGAAACAUGCACACACACAAACACACAGCCACAGAAUGAUGCGUGUUUGUCCAGCAGAAAAUUAAUUUCCUUGGGAGAAAAAUAAGUUAAUCUGGAGCUUUUCUUGUUUCAAUCAUGUCAUAACAAGCAGAGCGAAUAUAUUAGUCUCCUCUGUCAAUUGAAUUAUGAAUUAUGCUGUCUACUUUUCUCUCUUAGCACAAAAAGCCAGGGGAUAAUCUUCGAGUCUCACAGUAUAAAGGUAGACAUAAUAUGCAUGUCAACAAACUAUAUUUCCCCCAAGAAAGCCGAGUCCGUCUUGCUUUUCAGGGAAAAAUAAUAAAAACAUUAAGGGCAUAGUCACAUAAUGUGUUUUUUGUGAAGUAAAUUACCAAUAACAUCUUUUCAUUUGUUAUUCUACUCCUCUAAUAUUCACAAAUUCUCAAAUUCGGUGGCUGCUCUUUCAAUCCACGCAUGAAGCUGUCUGACGCACUCGCUGUGACUGUGACAGCUGAUAUACUCCAACAUCCCUUCGGUAUGAUGUUGACAAAUCAUCAGGAUAGAAAAUUAACUUCUUCCAGGGAUAUUCAGCGACCAAUCAUUUGUGCAAAUACACACUAAUGCCUCAGUGGAAAGAGAAGAGAUACGCUCAGCAAUUGUUGAAAGCUUGUUAUUAACAAAUGUUGUAAAUUGUAUUCAAGCUCAAUAUGAACAGAAUUAAGAUUGAAGUUCCUGAGGUAUUCAAUAUACAGAAGGUAAAGGCUGCAAAUAAUGCAGGACAAACCCUGGUGGGGAAGCACAGGGCUGACAAGUCAUGCUCUUAAUAGACUUCUUUGAAUAGCUCUGCUGAAUUAACAGUGGGGGUUGGUGGAGGUCUUGGUGUUGGGAAACAGGAAUGAGCAUUAGAGGAGUCAUGAGCUGGUUCGAAAUCACUCAUGCUCAACGGGACUAAGUGGGGAGGGGGGUAAGGUGAUUUUUUUGUCAUUCUCCUGUUGCCAAGCAACAUAUCCAGGUAUCCACAAGCAAAGUGACGAACCACUAACACCAGCUACUCUACAGGAGCCAUUCAAAAGACCACAAUGGUGCUGCAGUGGAUUGUCAUUAACUGCAUAGUUAGCUAUGUGUUUCCAGGGGUUAUUUAUGCAGUUGUGCUAGUUUAAUGCUAAUUCCUCCUCUCCCGGUAGAAAAGCCGUCCACUUCAUGAGAGAAAAGCACAAGAUACACUGAAAAUAUGAACAAAAUAAGAAUGCAAUAAUAACAAUCCUGCUUUUAAAGUACCUUCCUAAUAUGCACUGCUAGAUAUUCGAGGUUGUUUGAUUGGGUGAUGAAUGUUGAGAUAUUAUGAGCUUUAUGUAAGUUUGAUGUCUGACUCAACGGGGAGUCAUUGUAAUUUCUUCGCACUAGGUCCAGUCUACUCCAAAUUUCUCAUGUAUGUUCGUAAAACCAACAUAAGCAACAAUAAUGUAAUAUUGCAUUUAUUCAACUUGUAUCCAGGCAUCUGUGUUGAUAGCAAAUGUGUGUGAACAGGCGUCUGUACUGUUACCAUGAACUGAAUACAGAAAACACACAUACAUUAAACCCAGGAAACAGGCAGAUGACCUUGAAACAGUAAGGAAAAGCGUACAACAGCUGGUUUUUCAUUGUUUGUUUGAGGGAAAGACUUUCCCUGGUUGCCAUUGAAUUUGCAUCUAUUCUCAUGGGCGUGAUUUUAAACAGCAGUCAAACUGUGGGAAAUUCCUGACAGCUUUGAAACUCGGUAACCACUGUGUUUUCACUGCUCAUUUUAAAACCUAAAACAUCCUCUAUUUACCCCUUGGCGAGGCAUAAAUUGAUCCAAAGAGUGACUUUUUUGGAUGAGUUAUAAACCUAUUUUUGAAUUGAUUUUGGAGCUACAGGCUAUCUCCUGGGAUGCACCACAUGUGUGUCAACUGUAGUUGGAGACAUCACUGUCAGACCCCUAGUUAAAACAUGCCUCCAGUGAAAACUGGCUCAAAUCACCCUGCCAAACCCACCAAAACAAACUUAUCUUAAGAACUCCAGACCGAUGUUAACGAAAAGGAACCAAUUAAAUCACUGCACAUUUAAAAUGUAUCAUUUGUGUCUACCCAGCCACUGUUUGGUCAAUGGUCUUCUUUUAGGAGAAGUAGCCCAAGUCGAACUUUCCCUCCACUUUAAGUCUUCUUAGAAACUACUUCAAAGUGCACCAUUAUAAUUCCUACUCGCACCAACUUUUGAAACAGUUUCACAGUCGUAUAUAUAUAGAGAGAGUAAUUAUUAACAUGAAAACUUCAGUGGAAUUAAAUGCAACUUUGAACUUGGACGGUGUCUCCAUAACAUUUGAACUCAUUAGUCGGCAAACUCAGGGUACGCAGUGUUUGGCUUGAGGAGAGGAUGAUAGAGUUCUAAUGAGCUGUGAGUAUGAAAGGUACAUACCUACAAUACCUUCUGCUGAUUAAAUGUCCCCAAAUAAACAGAGUGUCCCUGCAUGUGAAAUAGGUUAUUUUGUUUAGCUGUAAAGAUUUUCAAACAGCUCCUUUCUGCGUUUCACAUUUUGUGUUUAACUAAAAUGGUAGUACAGCAGACGCAUUUAUCUCGUUUGACCUUCGACUUCUUUUUUAUCACUUCUUCACUUUGUUAAUCACUUGCCAUAACAAACACUCUGAGUGAAUAGCUGCAUAUACCAAUCUGUGCUGCCCUUGAAUUCAACCCACACGGAGAAACAUUAAUUGAUUGUGAUGGUUGUGAAGGUCCUGCUGAGUGACAGUCAAUAACACAUUAUGUAGUAAGGACUUCUGUCACCAGUCAUAACGGCGGAUGCAGACCGGCAUUUGCACGCUGACACGGACAAAAUCAAACACGCAAAUUUAUUGAAACAUGGCCAUUCACAUAUUCACUCACGCACGCACGUACUCUAUAUGCCAAUCAAAGUGCACUAAGUGAGAGAAAGCCAGCACUUCCACAAAAGCCCAUUGUGCUCUGCCCUGCACUGUACCUCGUCUCUUAAGGACAGUUGCUCUAAAUAUUUCAGUGGUUUAAAUCCACAUAUUAAACUUGCUACAGAAACAUAAAACAUAAAGGUAAUUCGCAAAGUAUUUAGAGUCGAGCACAAAUUCUAAGAAAACCCGUUGAAGCAUCGUGGUACUUGAUUGCAUUUGAGAACAUGCCUGAAUAAAACUGAAUGUUUAACUCCUAAGCUUUUUUUUUUAAAGACUGUGUCCCCUGUAGCUGUAAGACAG